This is a messenger RNA of Carcharodon carcharias (great white shark), 8055 nucleotides long. RefSeq names its product SUZ RNA binding domain containing 1 (gene szrd1). The record is from RefSeq and is a predicted model, not a curated record. The coding region runs from base 16 to 537 and encodes 173 amino acids. NCBI's taxonomy places the organism in Eukaryota, Metazoa, Chordata, Chondrichthyes, Lamniformes, Lamnidae. The transcript is spliced from 5 exons.
UGAGCAGCAUUGCGCAUGCGUGACUCGGUUGUCUAUCGGCACUUUGGUGCCGUGUCGAGCGCCUGCGCAUUUCUGGCUGGAGGCGUGUUGCGCCUGCGUUCAGAGUAUUUGACGCGUGCGCCGUGCGUUCGGGGGCGAGUGAGCCGAGAAGCUAAAAUGGAAGAUGAGGAAAUCGCGGAUAAUUGGGAGGAAGCGGCCGAUAGUGGGGAAAUUGAUCGACGACUGGAGGCAAAAUUAAAGAUCCAACAGAAGGAAAAGAAAUCAAAGCUGGCACCUAAAGUUCCCAUCGUCAUACAGGAUGAUCUCCAUCCAACACCCUGCACUCCACAGAUCCGCAUUCUAAAGAGACCGACGAGUAACGGGGUGGUCAGCACGCCGAACUCUGCUACAAGACCUCCUCCACAAGUCAAGUCACUGGCCCAGAGAGAAGCUGAAUACGCAGAAGCACGGAAACGGAUCCUGGGGAGUGCAAGUCCUGAAGAAGAAGAUAAAACUAAUACAGAGAGAUAUCUAAGGUUGAACUGUGAAGUCAGUUGACAUUCCGUGUGGACACACCAGUAUUGGAUGAAGUUCAGGCCAAUCAGGAUCACCCAGUUGGAGGAGACGAGGCAGCAGAGCUGUGUAAUUCGACAGCCCCUGGGCCCUGAUGGUACACAAGGCUUCAAACAGCGCAGAUAAAACGUGGGCCAGCGAGCGCGCUUUGUAAAACAGAACUUUCCAGGACCGAGCGUGCAGUGUUGGACAGAGAGAACGGACUCAAGCAGAGGACCUGAUCUGCUUCUCUUGCACUGUGAUUCCCCCUUUGCUCCGCCCACUGUGACUUUUCUCUUUGCGCACUGUGACCCCUGCUCCGCCCACUGUGGUUGGCACACUGCUGUGAGCUCUCUAAGGAAACCGUGAAGGGGAGGUUUCUUGCAAUCAGACUGGCCAAGAAUACAUUGUGUGCCAUUUCUAACCAGAAAUUUGCUCCAGCAAUAAUACUGUUUAAGAAUGUUCGAUAGUUUAUCUUUUAAUUUCAGAAAAGAGUUUGACUAUGUAUUAGUGAUGGGUGCUGUUUGUCCUAUUUCAGCCCACACUUCACAGGAUUAUUUUGGUUUCUUCCCAUCUGACCCAUUGCCACAAGAUAGUCUUUUAAGAGUAAUUAUAUUACUAUGUGAAGUACAUCGAAAAAUCCAUCAGAAAUGCACCCAUUUUAAGUUUGGCUCAUCUUUAGCUAUUUAUUGUAGGCUGUAUUUAAAAUAAAUGUUUUCAAAACAUCUAUCUGGAGAAAGAGGCCAAAAACAUGAAAUGAUCCACAAAAGCAAUGUGGAGCACAGACUUGGGCUGUUUGGCACAGCAGACCAAGGGGUACAUAGCAGUUGUGUUCAGUAGUGCAAGUGGUCUGUUGUACAACCAAUUCCUGUCCUCGCAUCCAUAGUAAGCGAGCAAGUCCAUCAGUUACCAGAGAACUAGUUUGAGGGGGGGUGGGUGCGGCGGGGGUAGGAAAAGAGAGAAGCUCGGAAUAGUGGCCGUGAAUGUUGCUGUAUCUCACCCACCUGAAUAUGGUUGGCUGCAUUGGCCAAAUCCCAGCUGAUCACCAGGAUUUAUUUUUUAUAUCAAAUACUAAUACGGUGGUGUGAUUUUAAAAAUAUGGCGUACCAGGGUAGCACUUAAGGUGCUAGCGGCAUAAUGCUGUGGUCACGUGAUCUUAUUCCAGCACUGCCUUAUGCUCAAAUUCACCAGCUAUGCUUUGUGCAUGAUGGUUUUUUGGUAUAAACUGCAGGAUAGGUAUAACUUGCAGUAGUAGAAAAUCUCUUUGUAAAAGAGGAAGUUUCGGCAAAGGCCAUGUCUGUAGUUAAUGCUGCUCCCAUUGUGAGUCAGUGCAGAGCAGUAUUGCUUCAGAAACUGGGAAAGUUUUCAACGUGUUCUGUUUGGAACCUUUCCAGUUUUACGAAGGGGAGAAAUAAGAGGAAGAGAGAAGGACAAGGAAUAAAUGUAAUUUUUUUUUAAAAAAGGGAAAUAAAAUGGCUCCAAUCAAAUUAUAUGUUGCUUAGAGAAGCUGAAAGGUUUGAGGCUAAGUAGUGGAGCCUGAGAUUUUGGUACUGUUUCUCGUCUCCCAUCUGGUGGUUGUGUGCAUUCUGUGCCCUGCUGUCUGACACUAAAGCGAGGUGUUGCAGUUACUGCCCAUCACUAGUACAUACUCAUAGUAUUUUUCAAGGCAAUGCCUUUAUUUUCUAGAAUUUAAAAAGAAAAGCUGUUUCUAGGUCCAUCUAAUGUUAAAAGGGCACGUAUGUAAUUUCCUUGUGUGGCUCGCACAUGAAUCAUCUGUCUUGUGUGUGCGCAAAUGCGCAUGUGUUUGUGUACGUGUGUAUUCUGUAUAUGUCUGCCUGCGAACAAAAUAUUGCUUCUGUGUGGGGGGGCUGGGGUGGGAUGGAGUGGAGAUUAAUUGAUGAAGAUUGGUAAAUUUCAACCAGUGCUUGGAAAAAAAAUAUUAGCUGCCUCCCUCCUGUACAGCUGCUAGCACAGCCUCUCAAUACUCUAGCCAUCAAAUUAUUUGCCUGAGGUAUAAAACCUGGCUGAAUUGAUUUGGACUGGGGUUGAAUAGACUUCAAAUGCUGUCCAUGGUCAUGAUGAAAACUGUAAAAUGUCAGACCCUAGAAGAUUUUUAAACUUUUAUAAUGAAUAAUAUUCAAAGUGCUUCCCCAGCAAUUGUUAAUGUAAUCUUUUAUUUUCCUGCAUAGCUUGUUCCCAGGUUUGGGUUGUCAGUUAUUUUCACACUACCUAGCAUUUCACUUGAUCAACAGACUGACACCAAACCUGACCUCUGGUGUUGAUGAACUUGGUGCAACUGGAACAAUUGCCUACGAAUCUUCAGAAUAUACUUGUUCUGUAAAUAAUAAAAUGCCUGACUCACUGCUGGUUGUUAGGAUUAUAUACUGCAUGAUGUGGUAUACACACAACCAGGAAGGUCAUGGUUCUAAUCUAAUCUCAAUCAGCCAGGCAGUGGUGGCUCUUACAAGUGGCUUCUGUGCCCCUGGGACAGGGAGGGGAAAAUCUAGGCAGUUUUUUGUUCUACGUGGUUAUUCAGUAACUAUUAGGAACGGGCAUAGACUCAGUUUUAAUCCUGCUGUUUUACCUUUUUGAUUCCCAUCUUUCCUCCCUACUCCAGUCAAAUAAUCUACAGGUGCACAUUGUUCUGCUCCCACAUCACUUGGACAAGGUACUGUCUAUCAAAUUGUACCCAAGUCUGAGUUAAAUGCCUUCAGGUGUGAAAAGGUGGAGACAGGAAAUUUGAGAUAAUCACUGGAUUGGGGGAUUUAUAUUUCUACAAAAAGGCAAAGGUAUAAACUAUUUAUGUACCUAAAAGCAUAGUUGAGUUAAUGGAGCAAGUAAUUGUUUGUUUCCCAGUCAGAAUUACAAUCAGGCAACUAGUUUUUUUAAAAAUCAAGCUUUUUUUUUUCUUGCAGUUAUUGAUUUCGAAGCCCUUGUGUCUAAUGGUAAGCCAAAAAAAAACAGUUUACAAAUAGAGCAAACGUAGUAGCUUACAGCUGAAGGCUGGCGCUGGUAUGAAUUGUGCAACAUUCUGGUGUUUUGUGGGGUCUGUUGGACUUGAGCGUCAUUGCCAAAGAGGCAAGGUGUUUGCAAACACAUGGUAUUGUGCGGACAGAAUGAAAUAAAGUAACAAAGUCAAAACUAGUCUUGUGCACAGGACUGUGGAAGAAUUGCCAUGUUCGGUUUGUUUGGACUGGAGGAAUCAAAAUGGGCUGGAAAAACAUUGUACACUUUAUCAGCAAAAGAUAAAUAAUAACCAUAGUUACUGAAUAAAAUCAGGAUGCAACUUGGCACAUUUGCAGGGAGGGCAAUGAUUGAAGACCAGUUUCAGCUCAGUAAUAGGUCAGUGUCAAUUGAGGAUGGGAUGCAGAUUAAAAAGGUUGGGGUGGGUUGGGGAAAUGGCCUAAGUAAAGCUAAGUGUGACUUCUGAAUAUGCUGAGAUGUGAACCUUGUUACCUUUGCAUGUUAUGAAGUCUUUGUCAAAGUACAUAGUCCUGAAUGAAAAUCUUUGAUGAAAUAAGUCUGCACAAAGAUUGUGCUGCUGCAUGAAAUUCUUGACAUUCUGAUCUCACUAAUCCAGAGACUACAGAAUGAUGGUGCUGCCUCCCCGCAGUAGAGCUAAUACAUGGCCCCUGCCGUUUUACUCUUCCAGGCAGCUUUGCUGAGAGCAGGCUUUUAUGUUUGGAAUUGUCACAAACCUGAUAGAAUUGCCAACAUGUAGUGCCAUCCAGAAUUUCAGGAAUCUUUAGAGAGUGUAUAUUAAAAUCAGUGACAUGAGCAAUGUAAAGCAAUAUUGACAGUGAUUGGACCAUAGUACUGUUACUCGACCUGUUUGUAUUCCUAUUUGGCCAGUAAAGAUUUUUUGGCAGCCAGUGGAUAAAGGAUAAAUAUCGAGCAAUAAUGGUUUGAGACUAGUAUAUUCACAUGAUAAAUGAGUAGGGGAUCAAUUUUCAGAAACUGGUCUCUAAUGUAGACUAUCAUUUCACUAUGCCUGUUCACUGCCACAGAUAUCAUAAAAAGCAAGCAUGAAAUUGUUGCAGAGUUGCAAAAAUGGACCAGUUACUUUUCAAGCCUUGUGAAAAGCUCCAGUUCCAUUGUGAGAUCAGUUGCUGGAUGGUGAAUACAUGAGGACAGCUGUAUGCUCUAUAUUGUGUUCCAGGCCUUUGAGUUGUGGGGCUUUUUUUAGAAAAAAAAUGUAUCUUAAUCAGGGCCACUUUCAUGACUGAAUAAGCUAAAUUCUGUCUUUGGUUAUGUCAGAUUACUCAAUUUUCAAACCAAUUGUUUGGAGAUCGCACUUUGUGCAUUUGUUUUCAUAAACAGUAAGCCAGUUACCUUCAUAUUAAUUCCCAUUGUGAUUUACUUUAAUCACCAGCUUGAUCUGGGCUCUCAAACAGCUAGAUAUUGGUGAUGUACCAGCACUCCAAGAAACUUGACUUUACUCUGGAAGUAGUUGGUUCAGGAGUUUCUUUCAUUCUAAGAAAAGGGCAAGUUCAGAAGUAAAUUUAGCAAAAUGGCAAAAUGAAUUGAAAACGGACAUUAAAAUUCAUCCUUAAAGUUGAUUUAAAGGUUAUUUGUAUUAGUCUAAAGACAACUUUUUCAUCUGAAUUGUGUGAAUCUGGUGUCGGAGCAGAAGACAGCUCUGCUUCAGUGGUUAUAAUGGAAUGUGAUACUUGUGAAAUUUGUAAUCUACUGGAAAUACUUUGGGACCUUCAAUGUCAUAAAUGUCCUUCUGCGAUUGUCAUUGACAUUAGGAGCUUGAACAAUACAAUGUUUGUAAGUGACAGGUAUGUAACUUAGUUGGAAGUUUCUUUUAAAGAACAGUAGAACUCCUUGGUCACAUUGCAGCUUUUCACUUGUUUCCAAGUAUCUUGUGAAUUAAAAAAAAACAGUCCUAUUUUAAUGUAUGGUAGAAUGCAACUUGAAGGAAUGAGUUACCCAGAUUUGCUGAGGAAAAUGUAGGUGGUUCCUAAUUUAAAUAUAAAAUGGCAUUAAUGUCCUUUUUCUACUACCCCUCACCGAUGUUAGCAAUCACCUUGACCCCAAUGAGCUUGUUGUCCCAUACUGCCAGUUGACCUCUCGAACUGAAGUAUGAGGAGUUGUACUUCAACAGUAUAAUUUGCCAUAUCUUUUUAAUUCUGCAAAGAAUGUUGUAGACUGAAAUUUGGACUUGUACAGAAUUGGCUGUCAGUAUUAACAUUGCUACUGGGCUACAACAUAACAAGUACAAGGCAAAAUGGUUAAUGAAAGAGUACCACAUCUUCCCUUGACAGAAAAAUGGCUUGACCGGAUGACUGUUGAAUGUAAAGAGAGGAUUUGUAGACCUUUUCAAACAUUCUGGUUGUCACUGUGGCAGCAGGUCAUGUAGAUAAUACCUUCUCCACACUUGAUGUGUUUGAGUUCAGUUAGUAAGCAAUAGUAAUAAAGGGUCAUGAUUUCCAUUACACUGUAGUUUGUGUAUCUUGCUAUGUGGAGAAACCAGCCUAGUAUCUGAGACUUGGAAUUGUUGGGUUCUUGACGUGCUGGAUUCCUAGUAUAAAUGUAUUCAGUUUUAUCUGAACUGUGACACAUGCCACUUAUAUGUAACCUGUAAGAGCAAAGGGUAACUUGCCAGGAAGCCUCACAUCAAUCAAGUAAACAUCCUGAGAACCAUUUGAGGUGUUGUGUAGAAUGCACUUUUAUGCCUGAGUACUGAACUGUACUGUACUCCUGACUUGGCAGGUGAGGAGGGAACAAAGGGAAUGGAGGUGGGGGGGAGACAGCAAAACAAAAAAUGAAAACAUUUACAAACUAGUCUGAUACAUAAAUUUAGACCAUUGAACAAUUCUAGAGUUUUGCAGAGAGGCUUGAGUUAUGAUGUACAAAAUAGCUCCUGUGCGCAAUUCCUUAGGGUUUAUACUAUUGGCUUAGCGCAAUCAAUGUUUGGUCUUAAUUUGAGAGUAAGUACAUGAACUAAAUUUUUUAAUGUUCUAAAUCUGUCUCAUUAAACAUUGGUUUCCCUGAUGUAAUGCUGUGUGGUGGUUCUUUAAAGUUGUGUGUAGGCCAGCAAAAGGAUGAAGGAUGUAUGUCAAGCCAGUAAUGUUCACAAAUGGCAUUUAUGCUUAUUGCUAUGCUUGUAUAAUGAGGAUUACGCUGGGAAUAUGCUGCUUUAUUGCUAUCGAUGCAGUUUAUUUUUCAAAACUUUAGCAAAAUAUCGCCCUUCUGUGAGCACUGAUUUUCCCCCAAUUCCCCUUUGAAGAUUUCCAAGUCAGUCCAGCUGCUACUUCUGGGAACAUGCCGCAUCUUGGGGUUGCCCUGAUUCAGAAGGAAGAGUUAGGAACCAGGCUUGGUUUACAUGGAUUUGUGGUUUGAUUAUUAAGUUUGCACCUUAGUUAUAAAUGCAGACAAAGUUUUUUUUGUUUAUGUCUGCUGCAGCUUUCACCUGACCUAUUGUAUGUGGCAUAUAUAGAUUUUUACAAAAAAAAACUACUGUCCAUUCAUUAGGACUUUAUUUUUGAGGGUUUCAUUGUUUUGGUGACUACACAUGAAUGGUUAUGCUACAUACUUGCGGUUGCAAAUCAGUGCUUUGAAAAGAUGCUGUCAUUGCACUUCAUUGAGACAGUUGCAUAUUGCAGGAGCUUGAGGUACUUCACUUGGAUCCGGAGACUUAUUGAACCCCUCAACUUAUUUCAUUUAUAAACUGUGCAGUAUAGUUUGGGGCUUCUUAAAGGGCAUAAUUCCUCUGGAAAAAAAAUGUUUGACACAUUGGUUUAUUUGGGUAUAUGAUGCAAUGACAUUUUAUCCAUCAGUGACCUUGUUCCAACAAAAAUUGGAUGUCUCAUUAAAUCUUGGGAAAUGACAAUUGGUCAGUUGGCAUCUGAAAGAGAGGGAUCUGGAAAUGUUUUAAGUGGGGCACUUGAUUAGGAUGACUAUUCUGUCCCCAAACAAAAGCAGUUUCUUGGAGUACUUUAUAAAGAAACUGCCCCAUUACGCUUGCAGAAUUACUCUGAAAUUGUCCAUCAGGUUCUUGCAUGCUGUUGCACUCAAGUCAAUGGAAGUGGUAUGCACUUGUGUGCCAUAUGGUUAGUGAUGUAAACAAUUGCUAGACACCAGUCACAUGAUCUAAAGUAAAUUUUUGCUUAAUUGUGUUGACUAGCAGGUUAUUGUCUGGUAAGAUGUCUAUCACUGUAUUUUGUCUUUAUUUACUGGCAAUGUACACAAUGUAACGUUUGUGGGAUUCAGUGUUAACAGCUGCUGUUUGGUUGAAUUUAUUAUGGUCCUUCCUAUUUGCAUGAAGGCUGGGAAAGAUGUGCAAAUAUUGUUUUUAAUUGCCUGUUUAACAUCUUUAUCAACAAAUAGAUGCUUUGGCUAUUGUCCUUUUUAAUUUUAUAUUUUAUCCUGCAAGAUCAUCUGGACCCCUUGAAGCAGCAUUUUCUUACAGCGUUCAGGAAAGUUCUGGUCUGUGAGUGCUGGACAUAAUCUGUACAACUUCUGUUUAUAACUGACUGGCAAAGUUAACUAUAUUUUGAGUAAAAUUUUCUAAGAUUA